Molecule: messenger RNA, 363 nt
Organism: Cetraspora pellucida
Lineage: Eukaryota; Fungi; Glomeromycota; Glomeromycetes; Diversisporales; Gigasporaceae
Source: the annotation of a GenBank genome assembly
AUGAAGGCCCAAAUAUUUAUCAAUGGAUUGCAUCCUGAACUCUAUAUGGCAGUGUCUCUAUUAACCCCUAAUAUGUUAGAAGAUGCCUACGCUAGAGCAAAAGCCUUUGAAAAUAUGUAUAGGAAUAAUCCGACACAUAUGGCUUUUAUAGCCCAACCUAUAGGAUAUCCAACAUAUUUACUACAGAGAAUGGUUGGUACUCCAAAGAGACCCAUCACAAAUACUGUGUUAUUGCGAAAAAAGAAAAAUGUCGAAGGAAGAGAGGAUACUAUAGGGUUAGGCGAAACUGAAGAGAUUCCACCUCAAGAUGCUGAUAUGGAUAAUAGAAAUGAAAUUGAGGACUUAGAUGAUGAUGUUCAAGAA